AUGAGAAAUUUAACAGAAGCUGAGGAAAAAUUUUUAAAUCAUGAUUGGGUGAACGAUAAAAAAUGGAAAUUAUAUUUAAGUAAUCUAUAUCCAUCUCCUUCAAUAAAUAAUAUUGAAAAAUAUAAAAAAAAGUAUUUUCAGAAGAACAUUGACAAAAAUCUCGAUCUAAGUACAAAAUUUGAUCAAAUGAAACAAGAAAAUCCAGACAAUUCAAAUUAUCAGAAUUUUUAUUCUCAUAAUAACAAUUAUUAUAAUUAUAGUGGAAAGUUACCAUUUCUAAUAUUUUUUUAUUUCAUAUUUGUCUUAUGCUUUAGUGUGUUUUAUUUUAUAAUUCUUUCAUUGAAUUUAAGUUUAUAUAAGAAAAUUGGAACAUACGUAUCUUUCUCUUAUUUAUUUUCAUUUAUUGGUUUAUUAUAUUUAGAAUAUAAAACAAAGAAACAAAAUUUUUCACUAUUGCAAUAUUUUUCUAGUGAAAAAGGUCAAUAUUUAUCUUAUUCUAUAAUACUUUUUUUUAUUAAAGAUGCCAUUUUAAUUUUUUUACCAAUUUUUUUAACUCUUCUAAUAAAUAGUUUUAUAAUUUUUAAACAAAUAAAAUCAUUAUUUCCAUCGAUAAUUCAGAAAAAUCACUAUGUUAAUAAAGUUGUGUCACUAUUAGAUGAAAAUAUGUUAAAUACAUAUAUGAUGAGAGCCAAUAUUGAAAUUUAUAAUUUGGUUUUUAUAAUUAUAUGCUUGUUUUUUAAAAGAGCUAGUUUAUUAAAUUUAAUUAUUUAUUUACAUUUCUUUAAAUUAAAAUACAGCUCCUCAGAUGCUUAUUUUCAUGCUUGUUUUUCUAAAAAUGGAGAAAUUAUUCGACAAUAUUUGUCUCAUCCCAAGGUGCCUAAAAUAUUUCUAAAUAUAUUCAACAAGUUGUCUCAUUAUUUUAACGUUUACUUAAGAUAUAGAAGAAGAUAA
Molecule: messenger RNA, 951 nt
Organism: Plasmodium relictum
Lineage: Eukaryota; Apicomplexa; Aconoidasida; Haemosporida; Plasmodiidae
Product: conserved Plasmodium membrane protein, unknown function
Exons: 9
Coding region: 1-951 (316 amino acids)
Biological process (GO): endoplasmic reticulum tubular network organization; membrane organization
Cellular component (GO): endoplasmic reticulum; membrane
Source: RefSeq, a predicted model, not a curated record